Molecule: messenger RNA, 5756 nt
Organism: Stegostoma tigrinum
Lineage: Eukaryota; Metazoa; Chordata; Chondrichthyes; Orectolobiformes; Stegostomatidae
Product: SUMO-interacting motif-containing protein 1-like
Exons: 46
Coding region: 67-2253 (728 amino acids)
Cellular component (GO): membrane
Source: RefSeq, a predicted model, not a curated record
AAACUGUGAUAAUGGGAAUUUCCCAUGUAAGCAGGUGAUUCUAUAGACACUGGCAUAGGAGGCUACAUGAUUAGCUCAAAGUCAGGAAUUUCAUUGAAAAGACCAGAUCAGGUUGGCUCAACGUCAGGCAUUUCAUUGAAGAAUCCAGAUCCGCUUGGUUCAAAGUCAGGAAUUUCCAUGAAAAUACCACAUCAGACUAGCCCAAAGUCAGGAAUUUCAUUGAAAACGCCAGGUCAGACUGGGUCGAUGUCAGGACUUUUGAAGAAGAAGACAGAGCAGCAAGGAAUGAAGUCAGGAAUUGUGAAGAUGGGAACAGAUCUGGUUGGCUCAACGUCAGGAAUUUCAUUGAAGAAUCCAGAUCCGAUUGGUUCAAAGUCAGGAAUUUCCAUGAAAAUACCACAUCAGACUAGCCCAAAGUCAGGAAUUUCAUUGAAAACGCCAGGUCAGGUUGGCUCAACGUCAGGAAUUUCAUUGAAGAAUCCAGAUCCGAUUGGUUCAAAGUCAGGAAUUUCCAUGAAAAUACCACAUCAGACUAGCCCAAAGUCAGGAAUUUCAUUGAAAACGCCAGGUCAGGUUGGCUCAACGUCAGGAAUUUCAUUGAAGAAUCCAGAUCCGAUUGGUUCAAAGUCAGGAAUUUCCAUGAAAAUACCACAUCAGACUAGCCCAAAGUCAGGAAUUUCAUUGAAAACGCCAGGUCAGGUUGGCUCAACGUCAGGAAUUUCAUUGAAGAAUCCAGAUCCGAUUGGUUCAAAGUCAGGAAUUUCCAUGAAAAUACCACAUCAGACUAGCCCAAAGUCAGGAAUUUCAUUGAAAACGCCAGGUCAGACUGGGUCGAUGUCAGGACUUUUGAAGAAGAAGACAGAGCAGCAAAGGAUGAAGUCAAGAAUUGUGAAGAUGGGAACAGAUCUGGUUGGCUCAACGUUAGGAAUUCCAUUGAAGAAUUCAGAUCCGCUUGGUUCAAAGUCAGGAAUUUCCAUGAAAAUACCACAUCAGACUAGCCCAAAGUCAGGAAUUUCAUUGAAAACGCCAGGUCAGACUGGGUCGAUGUCAGGACUUUUGAAGAAGAAGACAGAGCAGCAAGGGAUGAAGUCAAGAAUUGUGAAGAUGGGAACAGAUCUGGUUGGCUCAACGUUAGGAAUUCCAUUGAAGAAUUCAGAUCCGUUUGGUUCAAAGUCAGGAAUUUCCAUGAAAAUACCACAUCAGACUAGCCCAAAGUCAGGAAUUCCAUUGAAAACGCCAGGUCAGAUUGGCUCAAAGUCAGGCAUUUCAUUGUCCAGACCUGAACAGAUUAGCUCCAAGUCAGGAAUUUCGAUGAAAAUACCAGAUCAGAUUAGCCCAAAUUCAGGAAUUUCAUUGAAAAUACCAGAUCAGAUUGGCUCAAAGUCAAGCAUUUCAUUGUACAGAUCAGAACAGAUUAGCUCCAAGUCAGGAAUUUCGAUGAAAAUACCAGAUCAGACUGGGUCGAUGUCAGGACUUUUGAAGAAGAAGACAGAGCAGCAAGGGAUGAAGUCAGGAAUUUUGAAGAAGGGAACAGAACCGAUUAGCCCAAAUUCAGGAAUUUCAUUGAAAAUACCAGAUCAGAUUGGCUCAAAUUCAGGCAUUUCAUUGAACAGACCAGAACAGAUUAGCUCAAAGUCAGGAAUUUCAUUGAAAAUACCAGAUCAGAUAGGGUCAAGGUCAGGAUUUGACAGGAGGAGUUUAAGUCAGCUCCCUGAAUUCAGAAACGUGUCGACACUGUACUUAGAAGUAGUUGAGGAAGAGGGUAACUGUCUCAGGCUUGUGAACUCUUUUUUCAGCAGGGAACUGAAAAUUUUUGGUAUCACCGAGAUAAUGAUUGGAAUUACUCAGGUGGUGUUCGGUAUACCCUUGAAUUUCACUGAAACUUACAUCUUUGCUGUUUUAAUUGGGAUUCCAUGGUGGACUGGAGUUUUGUAUAUCGUAGCAGGAUCACUGGUGGUGGACAUUAUAAACACAGCGAAUAUCCACCUUAAACAAGCAAUAAUACUGAUGCACAUAGUCAGCUGUAUAGCAGCUGUGGUCGGUACAGGAGUUUACCUUAUCUCACUCAACUUGAUGGAACCACUAACCUCAAGCUUUUACUUUUUGGGGCCAUUGAUGAUGGUCUUCUUCCUCUUGGUAUUGUGCUUCCUGGAAUUCUUCAUUGCCUUUAUCAUUUUAUUCCUUCACUGUUCAGUCCUCACUCAGAGGCCCAGAGCCAGGAGAUCCCAUCCACAUUUCCGACGUCCACGUUGAAUGUUGCCAUCAGAAGAUCCUGGAAUGAUCAGUUUUCUGUUCAGAAUUGAAGAUGGAGAAAGCAGCUCCCUCCUGAAGGCCGUGGUGGCCAUUUGGCUUGGGACAUUCCUCAUUCUGUUCUGAAACUGUCACCAGCUGUACAUCUUCCGUUUCAGUUCAAAGUUGCCUCUGCUGUUGAAGUGAUGAGCCUGCGAUUAGAGGAUCUGGGAUCAUUGAACAGGGAAGGAAGAGGUUAAAAAAUGAACAGGCCACAUGACCCCCUUGAGUCACAGGGAUCAUGGCUAACCUCUCCGAACUGAUCCCCCUCGACCUCUUGAUGUUGUCAAGAUGAACCCUUCGUGUAAAGUUGGCCAAGAGGAUCGGAGUCACUGAAAAUGCCUCUUUUAUUGAUCAGGGACCUUUCUGCAAUGCCCCAAAUGAUUUCCAAACAUGUUCCUGAUAUGUUUUUAGAUGCUGGAUAGUGUCUGCACGCGGUUCUCUACAGUAACAUCGCACACUGAUCACAGAAUGAUACAGCUCAGGAGGGGCACAUUUACUUAGCUUUGGGCUUGUUGAAGAGUUGUCGAAUUGGUCCCAGUGUUUUAAUCAUUUCAUUUGGUAAGGUCCCAUUGAAUUAGUUUCCAUUGAGCUUUCAGUGAGUGUGUUCCAGACCACUGAAACUGCCAGUGUGAAGAAGGAUGCCAUCAUGUUAGCUUUGGUUAAUUUAACAAUUACCUUCAAUGAAUGUUGUCUGUUUUGAACCUGUGGUCACUGAAAGUAGGUCCUUCCUGUUCACUCUGUGAAAAGUUUCCUGAUUUUGAACAGCUCACUUAGAAGUCUCCUCCCUCUUGUCUGUUCUUUUCAAGUCUCACCCCUGUAAAUUUUAGAUUAUACAUUAAACCCGAAUCCUAGCUUCUGUUUUGUUUUGUUUGAGACUUUAACCAUUUCCAGGCAGUAGGAUGCAGCCUGGUGACAUGACUUGAAGUUAUAAAGCAAUGCUUCAUAAACCAGAGCUUUGAAUUGAAGGGCAUACUCCAGCUUUGCUUUCCAGUUCGGCUGGGGUGCAACGAGUUAACACUAGAUCUCUGGACCCACUCCCAUAGCAUGAGGUCCUUGCGUUUGUCACUGGACAACAGCCCAUAUUAAGCUCAGCUUCAAACUUCAAACUCAGCAUGUGCUGUGGUCACUGAAAACUGCUGCCUGCUAACCUCUAUUCCUGAGUCACACCCUAUUGUAACAUCAGUGACGUUAUUGCAUUCUAAUUGGCCUGGGUUUUGCUCGUUUCUAGUUGGCUUAAGGAGUGUCUGAUCAAUCUAUGAUUGGUCCCUAAGGGUGAUAAACAAUGCCUGAUGUCACCUGCUGUGACUUACUUCCAGACUAUAAGAAAUAGGAACAAGAGUAGACUGUUUUUCCCCUCUAGCCUGAUCCAUUGCUCAGUAGGAUCAUAGUUGUACCAGCAUUCCUCAUGUCCACUUUCCUGCCCUUUGUCCAUAACCCCUUGAUUCCCUAACCAAUCAAAAAUCUGCCUAUCUCAGUGUAACAUGCACACUAGGUCUCUGCACGUUCCUAUCAACUCCCCCACCACCACCACAACAGUUCUCUAUGGUGGGCAGUUCCAAAGACACUCAACCCUCUGAGAGAAGAAGUUCCCCCUCAUCUAAGACUCAAAUUGGUAUUUUUUUUUCCUGUGCGCGCACUGUCUGGUUCUAGACUCUCCCAAGAGGGGACAAGUCCCCUCAGUAUUCACCAUGCCAAGCCUUUUAAGAAUGCUGUAUGUUUCAAUGAGAUCACCUCUCAUUCUUCUCAACGCCAAUGAGUAGAGUCUCAAGCUGUUAAAACCUUUAUUCAGAAGAUAAUCCCUCCAUAUGGGAAUCAUCCUAGUGAGGCUGAUUGAUUCCUUAAGGUAUCUAUCUGUGGAUCCAUCUCCUUCAGUUUGGCCUGUUAAUGUUUCUUUCCUAUUUUCCGAGGGUAUUUUCCAAUGUUUCCUGUGCCCGGUUGUUCAGGUCAGGGGCUGGUAUGCUGCUGUGUCCUUGUGAUUGAAAUUCUGAACUUAAUUUCUCUUUUUGUUUAACGGGCAAGUUUCUAAUUCUGUCAAAAACCUAUCACUGACAAUUUUCAGAGACCAUUUUUUAGUUGGUGUCUUUUCUGUCUGUGGUUGACAGUUCCCUGGAUGAUUUUCCUCCUUUUUAAAUCUAAUGUCAUGGAAAAGAUAAAACAUUUGAAGGAGAUCACAAAGUACAAAUAGAAAUUACAAAGUAGUGGUAGCAUUAUAAUGUGUAUAAAGUGUAAGCAGUGUACAAAAGGUAAUGUAGGGAGAUUUUUGUGCACAGUAAGUGAGUACAUUUUCUUGAGUGACUAAAGUUUAAAAGAUUAUAGUUAUGGUCUUAAAUGUAGAUUGUUACAAAAUUGUCUGAAAAAAUAAUACAUUUCCCCAAUCUCUUCUGAAACGUACCAAAUUAAAACAAAGCCAUUGUGGAGUACAGCUUUUAUUUCUUCGUUCUCCCUUCCUGCAAUAAAUCCUUCCUAGGCUUCCAUUGUUGACGAAGUCAAAUCUUCCCAAUAAGUACUAAAUGAGCUAAAAGCUCUCUGUUCAGCCUUACAGUUCUUGCACUCUGCCUGUGAGAGGCUGAAACAAACUGAACAGGAGGCCUCUAAUUAAUUCACUGGUGUGUUAUAUUCUGUUCAGAGUACCAUAUCGAAUGAAGCUAAAUGGUGUGACAGUGUCAGUUACUUGAUAAAUUACCCCAAACCCCUCGAGUAGAUUAUAAUCUAUAACUCACUUCCUGUUAUAUGUUGUGCUGUGUAUAAACUUGCUGCUGACAUCACCAGAUUCCAGCCUCCAAGUCGGUACUAACUAAAUGGUCAAAUAUUGAAUCAGUGAUUCAUCCAGCUUCACACUUUGUUAUCUUGGUCAAAUAUUGAACCGGGGUCUGCAGGUUAAUUUCUGUACAUUCGGUUUCUCCAAAGAACAUCAGACUUCGGAAUUCUGUCAGUUUUAUGGAGUGCAGCUCACUUUUGCAAGGUCUGAUAGGAAUGGUGGAUCAAUGUAAGUUUACAUCAGAGGCAGGAUAUGCAAGUUUCAAUUAAUUAAGAUGCAAAUUUCAGACUGCUGAAACCUACUACCUUCAGAUAAUUAAAUGUUUCAGCAGAGUCUGAUGAACUUUCCAAUCUUGAAACAGGCAGCAUGAUAGGAAUAUAUAAUAGAUGUGAUUUCUGGUGUGAGACUGAAUUGUACGUGUCAGGCCUUGUUCAGAAUCUGUCUGAGUUUUAGACUGGAAUCAGUUUUGUUUUAUUACGAUCAGAGGAAUUUAUGAAGUUCUUCACUGUGCCACUGUGACUUCUAAUCUUGUGUUGCCUAAAACUAAAACAAAUGGAUCUGUAAAUAAACAAAACUCCUGGACCCAUAGAUACAUGUGUAUCAUAGAGUCAUACAGCGCGGAUACAGUCCCUUUGGUCCAAUCAUUCCAUACCAACCAUAAUCCAAACUGAAAUUGUUCCCCACUUGCCUGCACAUGGUCCAUAUC